UGGGGCUUGAGUGUUUACUGUCUCGUUGACUGUUAGUCGUAGGGUAUGUUGACAAGAUGGAGUUCUUGCUGGGAAACCCAUACAGUACUCCGGUGGGACAGUGCAUUGAAAGGGCCACAGAUGGCUCACUACAAAGUGAAGACUGGACGUUGAAUAUGGAAAUAUGUGACAUAAUUAAUGAAACAGAAGAUGGGCCUAAGGAUGCUAUAAGAGCUGUGAAGAAGAGGCUUAAUGGGAAUAAAAACUACAGGGAGGUGAUGCUUACCCUGACGGUUCUUGAGACUUGUGUAAAGAACUGUGGGUACCGGUUCCAUGCACUCGUCACCACCAGGGACUUCAUUGAUGGCGUUUUGGUGAAAAUCAUAUCUCCUAAAAACAACCCACCUGCCAUAGUGCAGGACAAAGUACUAGCUUUGAUACAGGCAUGGGCAGAUGCCUUCAGGAGUAGUCCAGAUUUGACUGGAGUAGUCCACGUCUAUGAAGAAAUGAAAAGGAAGGGAAUAGAGUUUCCUCGAUCUGACUUGGAGACCUUGUCCCCCAUUCACACACCACAACGGCAGCAAAGUGCUCCGGAGUUGGACCAGCAGAAAUAUAACGCCCCAGUCCAGCCUAAGCCACAGCCUAACCCUGCCUCCGCUCCUCCCUUUUCUGCCCCUGUGGCCCACACUUCGCCACAGAUGCCUAAUCUGCACAUGCCUGGGCCCAUCAACCCUUCCCCUGAACAGAUUUGCAAGCUGCGCAGUGAGCUCGACAUUGUGCGUGGGAACACUAAGGUGAUGUCAGAGAUGUUGACUGAAAUGGUUCCAGGUCAAGAGGAUCCAUCCGAUCAUGAGCUUCUCCAGGAGUUAAACAGAACAUGCAGGGCCAUGCAGCAAAGGAUUGUUGAGCUUAUCUCGCGCGUAUCCAAUGAGGAAGUCACAGAGGAGCUCCUGCACGUCAAUGACGACCUCAACAACAUCUUCCUACGAUAUGAAAGAUACGAGAGAUUCCGGUCUGGCCGAACAGCUCAAGGCGUAAACAACGGGGUCCUGAAUGAGGCGACAGAAGAUAACCUGAUUGAUCUGGGACCAGGGUCUCCUGCAGUGGUCAGCCCCAGGAUCAGUGCUACUCCUCCGUCCAGCUUGCCCCCCUCUGUGGCUCCAAUUCGCUCUGCCUCUCCAGUCACCCUGUCCUCCAGACUGGCUGGUUUGGAUGUUGGUUCUGACAGUGUGAGUGGCACCUUGAGCUCUCUGACAGCUUGUCAACCCCAAGAUGACUUUGACAUGUUCGCCCAGACCAGGACUGGCACCAUUCCUGAGAGGAAGAAUACACCAUUCGAAGACACAAAGGCUUCAAGUGGAGUGGCCCCGACUUUGGAUGUCAGGCAACAACACACUGGGGCAGCUCUUGACCAGUCCUCUGUCAUGGAUGACAUUGAGGAGUGGCUCUGUACUGAUGUGAAAGGAGAUGAAGGAGAGGAGGGUGUGACCAGUGAAGAGUUUGACAAGUUUCUAGAGGAGAGAGCCAAAGCAGCAGAGAUGGUGCCCACGCUGCCGACACCCCCGAGCGACGAGCUUCCUGCUGCCGCCGGCGCUUCUGCAAAUGCGAGUAAAAAGGCCGGCAGGUCCGAGGACUCCCUCUUUGCCUUGUAGAUAAGUGUCAGAUCCUCUGGGGCGGCCCAGCACUGCUAAUGUGGCAGUGAUGGGUCAGCCCUUUGCAGACCCAUCAGCAUCUCCUCUUUCUCUCCUGCUUCCUGCUUCUCCAGCACAAUCACGGCUGAAGUGAUCAGAACUAUUUCAUUAUCUAGACAUUUUCAUAAUGGACAUUUUCAUACUCAACCAAGUUUUCAUUCCAUUGAAAAUGCUGUAUAAGAUCCAAUCAUAACACCCUCUAAGCAUACCGUUCCUUGUGGGUUCGAGAGGUCAAUGUCUAUUUUUUUAAUUGAUAUUUGUGGUAUAAAGCAAGGACGCUCUUGUAAAGUCUACUACCAGAUCCAGUCACGUCCAAGUUUGUGUUCACUGUGGUCCUGCAUGCAACAGCUGGAUAAUUCUAUUUUCCUCUACUUUCCUCAAGAAUAAUUCGUAAGGGAGCUGAUAAUAGUUUUUUUCUUAUUUUUUCAGUUUUAUUUACCUGAAGAUUUGCUUUAAAGGGAUGUUAAACAGGAUUAUUUAUUAUAAAAUUUUCAGUUAAUACCUCUGACAACACAAAACUGAUGGUAGCAGUUCAGCUGGCAAAUUUAAGAUUCAGAAAUUAGUACUAGUUAUUGAAGACAUAACUACUAGAGAAAAAGGUUUUAAGCUUAGUCGUAAUUUAUUGGAAUUAAAACGCAUUUUGCUAAAUGAAUAUUUAAAAAGUGACGGAAGUGACGUGUACCACAUCUCUUAACUACACAGGUCACAUCAGAGGAGAAAUGAUAUUACUCACUGGAUACUUUUAAAUGUUGUUAUUUUACUUGGCAAAACCAUUGCCUGUUAGAAAGGAUUAAUAGGAACAAAAAGUAUGUAUUUCGAUUUAAUUUGCACUGAAAGAAUUACUCGCCUCUCGGCUGUGUUAAAAGAGCUUUUGUUCAAAUACAAAAUUUAAGCUGUCGUUCGUUUCAAUGCUGUCUAUUAAGAGGCCGAAAACAAAUGGAGUUUCCAGAGAACUGAUGGUGACUGCGAGGCAGUUUAAAUUGGAUUUUACGUUGCACAACUGCAGCAGAAUUGGUGUUGAGCCUAAUGUUGUGAUUGGGAAUGAAAUGGAUCUGCCUUAAAGAACAGGUUGUGGGUAGUUUAAGCUGUAGUCCACUUAACGUUUGGUACUCUUAUGUUUGCACAUCAGAGAUUUGAUUUAGUGAGGUGAAUGUGCUGAUGUAAUAUCUUAGUUCGAGUGCUGUGUCUCGCUGUUGUGUACAUACUGUUUCGACGGACCAAAUGUUUAACCUUAGCAAAUAAUUUAAGCGUAGAGUCAACUAACUUGAGACGUAUAUUGCUUUUAACGUCCAGAUGUGUUUUAGUUGUUUGUGUAAGAUUUUAUUUGUUCACAUAGGUGAGCACAAAUCAAAGGGACGGUGCACUUUUGCAUGGCUAAUUAUUUUAUAUGAUUUGUAACACUACACAAAACAUGUAUUACAAAUGAAAAGAAAGGCAUGCCCCUGAUCUUUUGAGUAACAAAGCUUUGGCCCUCUUGCACUCAUAAGGUCAGUUUGAGAACUGUGGGAUUUUGAGGAUUGCUGCCUUUGGCAGAAUUAUUGGGAGUUCAUUAUUGCUGUGUUUGUGAACUUUACAGUUACCGCAGAACUUUGGUAGAGCUGUCAAAAGAUGAAGUCCUUUAUCAGGUGACAAUUAUAUUUACUGUAGUCUGUUAGUUUGGUUAUUUUGAGAAGAAGAAAUUCAAGGAUGGCUGUAGCAGGGAUGCAGCUUGAUUAUGCACAAGCAUUAAUACUAAAAUAUUGCUGUCUAUACUGUCUGUUUCUAUUGAUAACAGGAGAUUUGAGGGACACUAUUGGUGGUCACAAUUGACUAGUUUCUGUCAUGAGAUCUAUAUUACUACGUUACUAAAAUGUACACUAAACUCAAUGAAAAAAAAAAAAAAACAGAUUUUACCUCCCAUGGAUGUAACCAUCCUAUCUGAAUGCUGUUGUUAUUGUUUUAGGCACUAUCGCUGAAAUGCUUCAUCUUGAAUAAAAACAUAAUUUAAUUGAAGUUAUUUAUCCGUUUAUCAGCAUCUACCUUCAAUUUUUCAGCAACUGUGCUAUUUCAUCACUUAAUGCUGCACUACGGUUUCAUUCGAAAUGGUUUUAGCUGUAAAUUAGUCUCAGUAAUGUACAGUUUAAGAAAGCAGAACAUUUAUUUAGGUUUUUUUUUGAAAGUCAGUAUUGGUUACUGUAUAUUAGAAUGAAGGGACUGUAAAGAUCGAAAUCAUAGGUUUGGAGUUUCCACUUUUAUCCGGUGCAGUUGGAGUGAAUAUAUUUUACUGACUUGUUGCAAUCAGACAAAAAUGAUCCCCAGCAUAUGGUCAGGUUAUGCCAAUGUCUUUUGUACCAUUGAGAGCAUUUCUUUAUAGGAACAGCACUUUUCUUCUCUUUGAUAUGUAUUUGGAGUUGUGUGUGUGUGUGUCUAUGUAUAUGUGUGAACAACAGCUCCUGAUAUCCUGACGUCUGCUGCAGACACCGUGUUUAUUCUGUAUUUACCAAGAGACGGGAAGUAGAGAAUCUAGCUUUCCAAAAUGACACAUCUCUGUAAAGAAAAGUCAAACUGCGGUGUGCGUGUGUAUGUGUGUGUGAGUGUGAAGGGCUGGAAUAAGCUGUACUCUCUAACCGUUGAUCAUUUUUGUGGUCAAUCUUGGUUUUACAGAUUGUACUGGUGUUGGUCUGUGUGCUUACCUGUUGUUAUACCUCAAGCUGCUCUCUGUAAUGUUUGAUUCAUGCAUGUGUUGAACUCCAAUAAAACAUACCAAGAUGGUAAUCUGUUA
Labeo rohita (rohu) is the source of this 4431-nucleotide messenger RNA. RefSeq names its product target of myb1 like 2 membrane trafficking protein (gene tom1l2b). NCBI's taxonomy places the organism in Eukaryota, Metazoa, Chordata, Actinopteri, Cypriniformes, Cyprinidae. Bases 57 to 1631 code for a protein of 524 amino acids. Gene Ontology annotation, cellular component: endosome; membrane. The transcript is spliced from 15 exons. Gene Ontology annotation, molecular function: phosphatidylinositol binding; ubiquitin binding; clathrin binding. Gene Ontology annotation, biological process: signal transduction. The record is from RefSeq and is a predicted model, not a curated record.